CAGACCCUGAGGGACCCCACAGCGCAGACAACAAUGACUGCCUAUCUUCUCCCCUCCCCCCAGGACAUGACACCUGAUGGAGACUUGCAACCAGCAGUGAAGGGGUCAGCACGCCAAUCUCCCCUAAAUACUCCUUCUGAGUCCCACACAGCCCCCCUGGGCUCAAAUGACGCCGGGAUAUUGGUCUCUUACCCUCCAGCUGCUGUUAACCCCCAAAGUAACCCUUGCAGUAACACCAUUGCUGCUCCCAACUCCAAGGCUCCUCAUCACCAGCCUUCCCUAAUUCAACCGACAGUCCCUGGUCCACCAGCCAUAGAUGCUCUAUCCUGGGCAGAUGCCAUGGACACAACUAAUCCGCAUUCUGACAAUGAUGUUCCUGGCUCAUCAGACGACAGUGAACCCCCUGACUAUUGGGGUGCCAGUCCACCCGCCAAAAAGACCCUAUUCAAGACACCUAAGAAAGUAUCAACUGGGUCACAGCUACAUACCGACCAUUCCUCGUCAGAUGAUACUCUAACUGGCCACAGAUUUAGCAGACGCAGAUCUCGUACCUCAGAUCACUCAGGAACAAGAUACCCACACUCAGCUGACCCGUCUUUACCGACCCCUGAAAUGGCCUCCAAUACCUUAAAGAAACACCCUGAAUUACAGGCCUUGCUGGCCCUCCUGCCCACGAAAUCAGAUUUACAAAUUCUGGCUACUGACUUGCGCCAAGCCUGGCGUCACGACCUCAAGCCAGUAAAAAAUGACGUACAACUACUGAAAGAAAAAGUGGAGACACUAGAGACUUUCCGCACCACAGUCACCGAUCAACUCAAAUGUCUUCAAGAAUCCACGCGGAAUCUCUCCUUACAUCAAGCAGCUGAGAUCGCCCACCUAGAUGAUAUUGAUAAUAGGAAUAGAAGGAAUAAUAUAAGAAUCAAGGGACUUCCAGAAUCGGUUGCUCCCCAAGACAUCUCCUCUACUCUACAAAAGAUUUUCAAUGAUAUCCUCCAGAAACCUCCUGACUCUCCACUGGAAAUGGACAGAGCCCAAAAUCCUGAUCCGACGAAGCCAAGAGAUGUCAUCUGUAGAAUCCACCAUUUUCUCCUUAAGGAUGAAAUCAUGAGAAGAGCCCGAAACCUGAAAACGCUCUCCUAUAAUGGUCAUCCUAUACAACUAUACCCUGAUUUGUCUCUCCGCACCCUUAAAUUGAGAGCAGCCCUCCGACCAUUGCUUCUAUUACUACAAAAUGCUAAAAUUGUGUACAAAUGGGGUUUCCCCUUCUCCCUCAUAGCACGACAUGGCUCCACCACAGCUGAACUCCGCACGCCUGCGGAUCUCCAAAUGUUCCUGACCACCUUCAAACUGCCAUCCGUGCCUCUCCCUGAUUGGGACAGACUCCACCAAGUUGCCACUGCACCACCAUUGCCUCAAGGCCUCAUCUCAAGUGGACUGACUUCCCGACGUGGUGAACCUGCUCCGAUGACCCGCAAUACUCCCUCACGCCACAAGACACCCUGAAUGCUCUGAUCACAUUUCCUUGGAAACUUUACUGAGGUGCCUUGGUAAUGCCUCCUCCACAGGAGAGACCUCAGUUGUUCUGGACACUGACAUCUACCCCAUCCAUGUUCUAACUGCCCCUUGCACGUAACUGUCCCCUUAUGUGCAUCCUUGACUCUGGGCCGUACAAAUACCCGUUCAGGAUGCAUACCCAUCAUUCUCCUGUCAUUGUUAUAGCCUUGAAGAAUAUGGGCUCCAUAUCCCCUCUGAGUCUGCUCGACUACUCACCACCUGCUGAUUUCAAACAUAGUGUUAAAAGGUUUAACGGUGAAGAAUUGUGUGUGGAAGAAAUUGUGAUGAUGGCCCGGACCAGAUGGAGAAGAGAAGGCAACGUUGCAAAUUAGAGAAAACGACAUUGGUGUGUUGCGAGGACCCUCCUCUCUUCGGUUCCGGUGCAUGCCGCCAUUUUGUGGAAGACCGGAAGCUGCAGGACUGAAGCCCUAGGGUUUCCAUUCACUUCCAGCAAAGCGCUAUCUUGCCGGAGACCAAAUGCGGCAUCACAGGAGGCACGUUAUUUCCGGCAGCACCGGAAGGUUCUUUUCUUCUCAGGGGCCGAGGUAGUGUUAUUUGAGGGGCUAAUGUGCAGAUCUAGGAUUAUUUACAUGUAUGAAUGGAGCCGAUUUAUUUAUUACAAAUUUUUUAGAAUAUUAUCAUUAGUAGUUGUCUUUACUUCUAGACCAGAAGUGGGCGGGGCAAUUUUUCCCCCCCGCGGAAUCGCCUAUUUAAGCCCCUACCCCUUUGUUUGGCUCAGUCUCUUGGAGCCAUUCUAUGUGGUAUCAGUGUGUUAUCCUGUGUACUCCUAUUUUGCCUAAAGAGCUUUCUGUGUCUAAAACUGUACGUUUUCUUAUUUUG
Hyla sarda is the source of this 2394-nucleotide messenger RNA. RefSeq lists its product as uncharacterized. Gene Ontology annotation, cellular component: ribonucleoprotein complex. Gene Ontology annotation, molecular function: single-stranded RNA binding. Lineage: Eukaryota; Metazoa; Chordata; Amphibia; Anura; Hylidae. The record is from RefSeq and is a predicted model, not a curated record. The coding region runs from base 34 to 1503 and encodes 489 amino acids. The transcript is spliced from 3 exons. Gene Ontology annotation, biological process: retrotransposition.